CAUUUCUGCUAACGCCUCCAGCGACGAGGGAGGGGGGAGGAACCCCCCCACUGUCUACAUCUCCGCCAACCCCCCCAUGCAGGGGCCCCCGGGGGCCAGGAACAUAGGGGGCCAGAUGAGCAUGGGCCCCGCCUACAUCCACCACCACCCCCCUAAGUCCCGCGCCUCCAUGGGCGGGGGGGGCACGCCCGCCUCCCCCCGGGUGGUAGUCACCCAGCCCAACACCAAGUACACUUUCAAAAUCACUGUGUCCCCCAACAAGCCCCCUGCGGUGUCCCCCGGGGUGGUGUCCCCCACCUUCGAGCCCACCAACCUCCUCAGCCUCCCCUCCGACCACCACUUUGUGGAGGCCGAGCCCGAGCCCCUGGCCUCACACAGGGAGCGCCCCAGUGAGACACGCCGCCCCAGCACAGGCUCAGACGACGCCGCAUACACACAAGCCCUGCUAGUCCACCAGAAGGCUCGUAUGGAGAGGCUGUGGCACGAGCUGGAGUUGAAGAAGAAGAAACUGGAGAAGCUAAAAGAGGAAGUGAACGAGAUGGAGAACGACCUCACCAGGAGACGACUAGAACGCUCCAACUCUGUUUCUCAGAUCCCCUCUAUUGAGGAAAUGCAGCAGUUGCGAUGCAAAAACAGGAUACUGCAGAUCGACAUUGACUGCUUAACCAAAGAAAUCGAUCUCCUUCAAACACAAGGACCACACUUCAACCCCAAUGCUAACUUCUAUGACAACAUUGGCUUCCUAGGUCCUGUCCCACCCAAACCUAAAGAUCCAGAGGGCCAGGGCAGUGACAGGAGAGGGAGGAUGUUCAAUGUCACCUCCAAGCUCACCAUGGAGCCGUCCCCCGCCCCUCCCCCCGCCCCUACCCCCGCUCCUCCCCCUGCUCCCCCUCUGGACUCGAGCAGUAAGGGUGUAAGGACGGUAUCAGGCCAGGAGGAGGACGAGGGGACGCAUUGGAACUGCACGGCCUGCACCUUCCUCAACCACCCCGCCCUCAACCGCUGUGAACAGUGUGACUUCCCCCGGCACUUCUGAGCCCCACACGCCCUCCCUAUCUCCCUCCCUCUCUCCCUCCCUCUCUCCCUCCCUAUCUCCCUCCCUAUCUCCCUCCCUCUCUCCCU
Messenger RNA from Hypomesus transpacificus, 1122 nucleotides. RefSeq names its product TGF-beta activated kinase 1 (MAP3K7) binding protein 2 (gene tab2). The coding region runs from base 77 to 1036 and encodes 319 amino acids. The transcript is spliced from 6 exons. Gene Ontology annotation, molecular function: K63-linked polyubiquitin modification-dependent protein binding. The record is from RefSeq and is a predicted model, not a curated record. NCBI's taxonomy places the organism in Eukaryota, Metazoa, Chordata, Actinopteri, Osmeriformes, Osmeridae. Gene Ontology annotation, biological process: positive regulation of protein kinase activity.